AUGGACUACGUGAUGGAGGUAGCGUCGCGCGCCCACUUCAGCGGGCUCCGCCUCGCCUCUCCCGACGGCAUCCACCACCCGUCGAGCCCCUCCGCCGCCUCCUCGUCUUCUUCGCCUACCGCAGGGAAGUCCUUCCUGUCGUCUCCUAUCAUCGGUGGUGCCUCCCACGUGGGCUCUCCGCUCGCCGACGAUGGGCCCCGGCAGCCGUUCGUCAUAGGUCAUGCCCCGUCCCCCUCCCAUUUUUCGGCCUUGCCGGAAUAAACUUGUCUCCUUGGAUUACUUCUUCUCUUUCUCUCUUGCUUUCUGACGGAUUUGUGGGUUCACGUUUUGAAUUGUCUCCAGGCGUGUCAGGAGGCACAGCAUCCGGGAAGACAACGGUAUGCGACAUGAUCAUUCAGCAGCUGCACGACCACCGGGUGGUCCUUGUCAAUCAGGUGAACAUGGGUGGUGAUGAAAGAAAGGGUUACCGUGAUUAUUAGUGCUCCUUAGUACGUAGUGCCUGCAAAUGUGGCUUCUUUUAAGAAGCUGAUAGUACUCUGGGAGACAGAAGACAUGACGAAAGAGGAUUCGGAUGCGUGGCCAGGUGACAUGUUGGAGUCUGGUGGAUGGAGCUCUCAUGAAAGCUAUAAUGGGAAUUAAAAUAUUUUAUUUGAAGAAUAUGAACGUAGAAAGUAAUACGUUAAUACGGGGGUUUUUCUACACUCUUACGAUUGCUUUAUGAUCUCGCAGUCAGCAUACUGUUUAGUUGGCAAUCACUAAUGUUAGUGGAGCAUUUGAAAAAAUUGCUAGUUCCUGUCCUUGGUUGGCAACCAUGGUUGAUCCAUAUUUUCGCAAAUAUUUUAGAUUAGACAGCAUGAUUGUCGAAAUCAGAUUGAAUAUUGAAUGUGCUUACAAUGGGGAAAUAAAAAAUUUGGCCUUGGUAAAUCGUAACUUUCAAAAGGUUAGUGAUCUUUCUAGCACGAGUUUUAACUCAUUGACGCGAUUUUUCCUUUAAAACAGAGUAACACGUGUGAGAUGAACAAAACUUUAUCUUACCAUUGUUAUAGAGUAUUAGUUUUUGAAAUUUUUUGACUGCUUCAUUUCGACAGAGGUUUUGUUAUUUUGAGUUGCAUCUAUUUUCAAUAGAAAUGUCUCUCAAUUAAUUUUAAAAAAAAUGGCUAUUUCAUUUUUAAGUUAAUUUUUCCGUAUUUAUAGUGUCAUUGGUAACAGUAUGAGGAAGCCAGUCAUCAUUUUUUUUGUCUUUGACUACCAUCAUCUGUUUUUUUAAGCUUCACCACUGAUUUGGCGUUUUCAGGAUUCAUUUUACCGGGGUCUGACAGCUGAAGAAUCAGAAUAUGUUCAUGAGUAUAAUUUUGAUCAUCCUGGUAAUAUUCUUAACAUUCUUUUUUUUAAUGGAAGGGGAUAUAAUUCUUAUGCUUCCAUGAAUAACAUUUUUCAUUUGUUCUGUUUCUGUUUGUCUGCUCUGUUAAUUAUGGCAGUGCUGAUAAAUGACAUAUUAGUGUUCUUGUAGAUGCCUUUGACACGGAACAACUUCUUGAAUGCAUUGAGAAACUUAGAUGUGGACUAGCAGUCAAUGUUCCCAUUUAUGACUUCACCAAUCACCGGCGAUGUUCUGAGAGUUUCCGAAAGGUAAGACUUGAUGGGAGCAAUCAUCAAGUUUUGUGUGUUUGCCUAGUUUUGGGUGUGUGAUUCCUUAACAAAUCUGAUUUAAUGUCUUGAUGGCGAUUCUUUAAACUCACUGAUGUCCUUCCCUUUACCCCCAUAUUCUCAUAUUUUUCUUUUUUGCUUUCUAAUAACUGGACUGGACCUACAUCUAUAUCGCAGAUGCCUCUUCCCCCUUCCACCUUCUCUGGCCACUUUCUAAUUUUCCUCUCUCUAGAUCUUAGAUAGUAGCAAGCUCUCUCUUGUUGCUUCCCAUCCGGUUCCUUAGUUUCUUUUAUUUCUCCCUCUACAACAAUGUGUUGCAUCUUUAAAAAAAAAUUAUGAAUGGCUUUUUGUAAACAAUAUAAUUAUAGAAUUCUACUUCCCUCACUAUGAGUAAUUGAAACCUUCACGUCAACUCUGUGAAAUGGAAUUCUGAUGUAGUAUCUUUAGAGAUUUAUACCCUUUCUCCGUAUGGAUAAUGCCACUGACUCGUUAUGCCUCUGUACUACUUGUUUCUCUACGAUUAUGUCUAAGAAGUCAGUCCUUUAGCUACUUCGGAAUGGUUAUGUGCAAUUCGGCUCCUUUGUGGUCACGUCCACGUUCAUUUAUCUUUUAGAUGAAAAGUGGUUUUAUAGCCUACGACUUUUGCUAUGAUGUUGAAGGCAUGCAUACCUGCACUGCAAGCUGCCAACUCUAGCUACUGAAAUAUUUAUAUGACAUAUCUAAUCAAGUACAACCUUGCAUGCAUUUCAUUGUUUUCCUAUGUGGAAAUAACGUGAGUUGGCGUUCCAGGUUAAUGCAUCUGAUGUCAUUAUUUUGGAGGGUAUCUUGGUUUUCCAUGAUUCUCGAGUACGUAACAUGAUGGACAUGAAGAUUUUUGUUGACACAGGUGAUUUAUUGCUCUUAUCUUUUCACUCUGCAACUUAAUCAAUAUUUCUCGAGGAAGGGCAGUAAUUUUUUUAGUAGAACGUAGGGAUAUUUGUACACUGGGGUCUUUUAAAGCAUAUACAUCUGUUUUUCUUUUCAUUUAUUGCAGACUUAACUUCAUCCAUUUUCGUAGGAAAAAUAAAUUCGAAAUCAAAACCACAUUUUGAAAAGGCACUAUUUUUUUUAUAUUUAUCCAUUAGUGUAUUGAUUUACUUACUCUCGUACUUUUUCCUGAACAUAUUUUUAUCUAUUGUGGUCAGACCCUUCAGUGCUUAAUUCACAAUCGUAUUAUAGAUACAACCUUUACUCUUUUGCAUCAACUUAGUAUCCUUUGUUUUGGCUUUUCACUUACAGAACUCUUAAUCUUCAUUCUUCAAUUAUAGAUGCUGACAUAAGACUUGCUCGUAGAAUAAGACGUGACACAGUUGAGAGGGGAAGAGAUGUAAAUUCGGUUCUUGAACAGGUAUGAUUGUCUCAUUUGAUUUUCAUUCUUUCUAACCAUUUCUGCUCCAGUUAAAAGAAGCCAUCAAUUUUGCAUUCUUGAACAUCAUAAUAUAUGAUGAUUGUUCUUGCAACAGGGGUCUGGCAAUGAUGAGUUUCCUUUGCGAAAAUUACAGAAUAAUUUUCUUUUAUGAAAAUUGGUGGCACUAAUCCUAUGACAAUGAUAAGUGUUAUGGAUUUAUUCGUUAUCAUUGGUUUGCAUUUCGCGAAUCAUUUCACACUGUCUGGCCUAUUUUGAUGACCUGCAGGGUGGAUGACAUGAUGCACGACACCUUCCUGGAGAGAGGAGAAAGGUGUUGGACUAUUAGCAAGCUAUAGUUCAUUAUAUUUGAAAGUAGAAAGCUCAGUUCUUCAGAAAGGUUUCUAGAGUCUGACGGCAGAUGAGAACCAUUGUGAACAUGAGCGGUCAUUAAGAUUGCACGUGCAGGCACUAGGAUGUGUUCUGGGUUUUAUGGCGCAUAUGGUUUCAUUGUUCAUUCCUAGACUGCAAGGAUGGGCCCAAAGUAGAUUCUUUAGAGAAUAUCCUCAUCCACUUAUAUGAGAAAUAGGAAUAGCUUCAUACGGGAAAGUACAUUUUUGGGACCUAGCUCCGUGCUUGUAUUUAUGGAAUGACUUCAUCGAUGAAAAUUGGUUCUAUCCUCCUCUUAUGAAAGAGUUGUUAUUGCCUAUAUCAUUUUGAUCAUCUACUAUUUGAUCUUGUCUAUUAAUAGUGUAUUAUACCUUGUAUUAUCUCGUUUAAGUAUCAAAGCAAAGAUUGAUGUCCACUGUGAAUCUUUUCAUCAAUUUGGCUAUGCCGUGUGUUUAGUUAAUUAGCAUGUGAAUAUUGAUGCUUCCUGGACAUGACAUUAUCAAAUUUCUCAUGCAGUACGCUAAGUUCGUGAAGCCCGCAUUUGAUGACUUUGUUCUACCGACAAAGAAGUAUGCUGAUGUUAUAAUACCUCGGGGAGGUGAUAACCACGUUGCGAUUGAUUUGAUUGUCCAACAUAUUCGGACCAAGCUUGGCCAGCAUGAUCUAUGCAAAAUAUAUCCUAAUGUUUAUGUCAUCCAGUCAACAUUUCAGGUUUCGCUCUCAUGUUUCCCUAUUUCUUAUCCGUAUGAUCAGUACCAGUUUUUGACAACCUUUUAUAGUUCUCCAUCACAAUCUGUUCCUGCUGUAACCUGGACAGAUCAGAGGAAUGCAUACUCUUAUUCGUGACAGGGACAUAACAACACCUGACUUUGUCUUCUACUCUGAUCGCCUUAUUCGACUGGUAUUCCUUCUUUUGUAUUAUAAUUUUCCUAAUGUCAGUAGAUGAUAAGUUAGGAACCAAGUCCCUCUUUGAUUGUAUCUCAUCCCGGUGGUGAAUUCCUGUUAGGUUGUAGAGCAUGGUCUUGGUCAUCUGCCAUUUACUGAGAAGCAGGUGGUUACUCCGACAGGUUCGUAGGUGCAAAUGUGUGGUUUAUUAUGUUUCAUUGUAGAACUGUGUAAUAUUUAAAUUUGGCAAUUAGGAUUUUGAAGACUGUUCUUUUCAUUGAAGGAAAUGAUACUAUUAUGUUCUUCUGCUGGAAUACCGCACUUUCACAUUCCCUGAUUAUGGGAUUGUUCCAUCAACCCCUUUUUUGGAAGACGAUCUGUCAAUGACCAGCGAACUUCUUUUUCUCUUGGAUGUUAAAAUGAUAUCCUUGACUGUCAUUUUAUUGUACGGUGAGAGCAUUUUCCAAAUGAUGCACUAAAAUUUUCUUCUCAGGUUAUCAUUAGUUUGAGGUGGCUGUUUUACUGGUACACUUGACGUUUCUCUUUUUUCUAAGGGAAGAAUAGUCUUUUAGGUAAUCAAUGGAAGUCUUACAGAAGGUUUCUUCUUGCAAGGUCAAAGUAGUCUUGAAAGAGGAAAUUCUUUCUGUUGGCAUUUCUAGAUUCCAUUUCAUAUUUGUGGUAUGAAUGGUCCAAAGUUGACACUUUCCUCUGUUCUCGCUGACCUUUUCACUUCCCUGACUCCAUUUUCUUCCCUUUCCGUUUGAACCCAAAGCAUUUAUUUUAGUUCCUUUUCUCCGUUCUUCUUCCUCUUCUCUUCUAUUUUCAACUGGAAAUCAUAAAGCUUAUUUCUAUGAUCAGGCUAAUUAUAUAAUUAAAUUUCAUUUCCCUUACACUUACCACCAUUCUUUUCAUUUCUUUUCUCCCCUUUUAUUCAUUUCUAUUCUAACAGUCCAUAUUCUCAUUCAGUUUGUCUUCACCAAUACGACAUCAUCUCAGCAUAUCUCCCUCCGGUCAUGCUGCUUUUAAAAUUUGAACUGGGAGCGUGAGUGACAAGAUGCUUUUACUUGAUAUAUAUGACAGUCACAGUCCACAGAACUUCCAGUAGUCAAUUUCCUUAAGCUUUGAAACGCAAGUGAAAAGCUAAAUUUGAAAUUUUGAUCCUGCAAAGGUUAGUCCAGUAUUUCUGGUCCAUGUUUUGAGCCAAAAGGUCUCAAAGUUUUAAAUCCUAGGCCAAAAAGGUUUUGAGUGGAGCAUGGACCUUGAGGCCUGAAAGAUGCUUGUGACUGAGCGAAGCAAAGCCAGAAGAAACUCUGGUUGAGGCCCAUUGUAAUAUUGAUUUGUAAAUCAAAUCCUUUGUUUGACUUUAGUUCAUGCCGCAAUUUUCCUUGGGAUGGGUGGAGCUCAGGAAUGAGUUCUAAUGCAGAAAGCCAACAAUUAGAGGCAUCAGGGGGGCAACACCUUUGACCUAUUGUUAAACUUUAAAUAGGUAGGACCUUGCAACUGCUCCUCUGAGCAAUGCCAUGGAAUUGAGAGCUCAAAGUGGGUCAUUCUUGGGAAGAAAAACUUGUGAUGCUGGAUGAACCAAAAGCUGGGUUGUAGUGCCCAACUGCAAACAAAUCUAGGACACACAAAUGAUAUUGUCCUUUUAAGAAGGCAGGACCAAACUGGAUGACAUUAUUUGUUUCGUAUUUGUCUGUCACCAUAAAAAUGAAUUUACAUAGUUGAGUGAGUGGAUAUUUUGGUGCUGUUAUUUUAAGGAAGAAGCACCAAGCGAAUGCAACCCCUCAAUGAAAAAUCACCAGGAGACUUUCCCUUUAGUUUUGAAAGGGAAAUUAUAUAUGACAAUCAAGGGGAUAUUCUAUCACUUGCAUGGGCAUUGGUGAGGAUGACCUCCACCCCAAACUGGCUAGGAACAUCAGCGGACUAAAGAAAGGUUCAGAAAUUUUUUCAUGAUAUCCCAAUGCGCCAGUUAAACCACAGAAUUUUCUUCAAGGGUUUCAGCACACAAAGAUCCUUGAAUUGUCCCAUCAUAUUUUAAUAAUUCCUGAAAAACCAGUGUGUGUAUCCCAAAAAUAGCUCUUGAAAUAAUAACUCUUUCUUCCUUCAAUAUUUGAUCCAGUUCAGUCAAUCCUGUCCAGAUUGGGCCAUUCUAAAUUUUCUGAUUUCGAACCUUUUCACUUUUACUGGUUUAUAAAGCGUACUUUUAUCCAAGCACGUGCAUAUUUCUCUCUUUUGACCAGCAUAUACCAACUUCUGUGCGAUCGUCGAGAUAAAUCUAUCCCUUUAGUUGAUUCAUUGAUGUUUUCUUCAUUAGGAUCUAAUUAGUUUUACAUGUGCAUGCAUACGUCGUGCUCUUUAUUUCUUUAUAUUUAUGCUUACUUUCUACGUUGCUCCCAAGAAAUAUAAAAUUCCUUUACUAAUGGUACUUUCACUAUAUAUAUGACUGAGAUUAGUACUCUACCGCUUGCCUGACUUGCUUUCGAAUCCUACCUAUCAUAUAAGUUGAUAGUGAAGUUAUUGACCUACUAUGUAUUCAACCAUGCUGUCUUUCAGGGUCAGUGUACACUGGAGUUGAUUUUUGCAAGAAGCUUUGUGGCGUGUCCAUCAUUCGAAGGUGAUUUUUUUUCCACUUGUUACCAUUCUGAACGCAUGUCACCGCUGACUAUGCCAUGUAACUUUUAGUUCAAGAUACAUUGUAAUUGUAAUGUGGCUGGUGAGAGCUUCUUUCUUUCCAGAUACAUCUGAAGGAUCAUGGAUUCUUUAUUUUGAUUUUCGUAUGUAACUUUUGGCUAACCUAGUCUAAAUGUCUAACUCUUACCACAAAAAGCUGGGUCACAGUUGGAUGGACUCGUGUCGCAUGAGCUGUAUUGAUAACCUUCAAAGGUGUUUUUUAAAAAAGAUGGUAUUUUUAUGAAUGUCAGAGGUGUAUUUUAAAAAAUUAGUAAACAAUCCCUGAUACGUAAAUAUGAUGCUAGCGACAAGUUCAUGCCUUUUUGGGCAAAACUAACUUUCCAAUUCACUUAGACACUGUUUCUUUUUCAUGCAUGAAGAUGAGUCCCAAUCAUAACUCGUGUACUUCGUGUUUUUGUGGCAGUCUUUUAAGCUGUUACAUUUUGUGUUAUCUUUUUUGUAUGUGUAAUGAUUGUAGUUUGUAGAUUGCUUAUAUUUUGGGAAACAGUUCCUUUCAUGGAAUGACGCUCAUUUUUCUGUUGAUUGCAGUGGAGAAAGCAUGGAAAAUGCUCUACGUGCCUGCUGUAAGGGAAUAAAAAUAGGAAAAAUAUUGAUUCAUCGUGAUGGGGAUGAUGGGAAGCAGGUAAGCAUUUGAUUAGUUCUUUCGUGCUACAUGAAAAGCUGAUUAUUCAUUUUUUUUUACUAUGAUUGUUAUUUUUUUCCCAACCAGCUUAUCUAUGAAAAGUUACCUCAAGAUAUCUCUGAGCGGCAUGUUUUACUUCUUGAUCCCGUUCUUGGCACUGGUGAGUUCCAUGUGUCUGACAAACACUUCCAUUUAUUUUUAAAAAGCUAUUUCAGCGAGACUUUUUAUUUUAAGAAUUAAUAGAACGUCCAAAACCUAUGUUGUCACUAUUCUAAAUGCGUUUGAAACGGGCUCAUUGACUACUGAUACGUUUGAUGAUUUGUAAGUACAUUCUGAGACACCAUCAACAGUUCUUUCCAACCGUUAAAUUCUUCAGCAAUUAUCUUUAGUUAAGUGGCAUAAUUGAUCCACGUGCUGAUAAUGGGUCUGUUCUUGCGUGAUUAAUGUGAGUAACUGCAAGAAUUUAUAGCUAGGGCAAUCAUUUUUUAUUUUUACAUUUCAUAGCUGGAACUCGUGAAUUAAUGCACUUUCCUACGAGUUCACAGCCUUUUGGGUCCCACAUUUGGGACCUUCAAGCUAGAAUCGUAUAUCUUAAUAGCUUUUUUAGAAUGGUGUAAGAUACCAAUCAUGUUUAUUCUGGGAAAAAUAUUCCUUGGACAAUGAUUAACUUAGUUUUGGAUGUUUCUUGGUGAUUUUCUUGCAAUGCACAAUUUGAUCAGAAAUCUAAUGCAGGAAUACCGAGAAAUAAAGGGAUCUGCAAGAUUUGGAUAUCUUGGUUUUAUUCAGAUAUCUUCAAGUCUUGAUCGUUUCCUUUUCUUUGCGGUUAGCAGCAAAGAUUGUGGCCAUCUGAUAUUAAUUGUUUUCAUACAUAAAAAAUGAGACAUCAUUAAUUUCUUUUUAUGAUCGUUAUUAAUAUACUCUUGUAUGUUCUUCCACUUGCAUGGAAAUAGUUUAUCAGUUAUCGAUUAGCAAUGCAUCCUAAACAGCAUAAACAGAGGAAUGCGACCUCACUUUAUGCAUAUAACUUGAUAACUCUAACUAAAUUAUGCGUGGAAGAAAAUGGGAAAUGGAUUUGGCCCCCUGUUGGAUAAAGAGUGUACCCCCAAUUUUUUUUCCCAAUUUUUAGUACCAUCAUGACACAGGAAUUUUUUUGUCUCCUAUUAUCGCUCUGGAUUUCUUCAUCUACAUGCUUCACAGCUAUAUAUAUAUAUAUAUAUAUUCAUGCUGCUACCACACAUCUUGAAUGAUAUUUGGAGAUUAUAUGGUCGCAAGUUACCAAUUCUUUUGAUCACAUGACUGUUUGAUUGAGUACACAAAAAAUGGCAUUGUGUGUAGGAAACUCCGCAAACCAGGCGAUCGAACUUCUCAUACAGAAGGGAGUUCCUGAGAAACGAAUAAUCUUCCUCAACCUCAUCUCAGUAAGGCCCCCCUACCAUGAUUAGGGCAGUUCCUCAGACGCCCCCUCUUUUCAAUAUCAGCCUCAGUGAUGUCUCUCGCUUGAUGGUGUGAUGAAUCCAGGCACCCGAAGGUAUCCACAGUGUCUGCAGGCGAUUCCCUUCCUUGAAGAUUGUCACCUCGGAGAUCGAUGCGGGGCUGAAUGAGGAGUUCCGUGUCAUCCCUGGUCUGGGUGAGUUCGGUGAUCGAUACUUUGGCACCGAAUGA
This is a messenger RNA of Spirodela intermedia, 9281 nucleotides long. Lineage: Eukaryota; Viridiplantae; Streptophyta; Magnoliopsida; Alismatales; Araceae. The record is from the annotation of a GenBank genome assembly.